Messenger RNA from Momordica charantia (bitter melon), 925 nucleotides. RefSeq names its product ribosomal protein L9 (gene RPL9). The record is from RefSeq and is a predicted model, not a curated record. Gene Ontology annotation, cellular component: ribosome. Gene Ontology annotation, molecular function: structural constituent of ribosome. Gene Ontology annotation, biological process: translation. NCBI's taxonomy places the organism in Eukaryota, Viridiplantae, Streptophyta, Magnoliopsida, Cucurbitales, Cucurbitaceae.
GCAGAAGCAACAGCGCUAUAAAGAAGAAAAAACUGCGAAUUGUGGGAGGCGUUUUUGUGUAAAAUGGCGUCUCUAACAACCGCUCUGUCAUGGAGUUCUUCCGUGGUGGAUAUGGGUCUUCCGAAUAUUGGUGGGAACUUCGAAGAAACUGCCAAGUUCUCUUAUGGAAGGUCUGCCAUGGUGGUUGUGGCCCAGAAGAAAGCUACCAAGUCCCGCAAGAUAAUUCUGAAGGAGGAUGUGGCGGACCUGGGAAAGAAAGGGCAACUUAUUGAUGUGAAGGCAGGGUACUACAGAAACUAUCUGUUCCCUUUGGGCAAGGCCCAGAUUGUUACUCCAGUUCUGCUCAAGGAAAUGCGGAUGGAGGAGGAAAGAAUUGAGGCUGAGAAGAAACGGGUAAAAGAGGAGGCACAGCAACUUGCUAUGAUAUUUGAAACUGUUGGAGCUUUCAAGGUGAAGCGGAAAGGUGGAAAAGGAAAACAGAUUUUUGGAACUGUUACAGCACAGGAUCUUGUCGAUAUUAUCAAGGCACAACUUCAGAGGGAUGUAGACAAGAGGAUUGUUUUUCUUCCAGAGAUUAGGGAAACAGGAGAAUAUAUUGCAGAGCUGAAGCUUCACCCUGAAGUUUCUGCCAGAGUGAGAGUAAAUGUUUAUGCAAACUGAAAUUGUUUCCAGAUUUUACAAGUUCAUGUAGCAGCCACACCAUUUUUCCAAAGGUAGUUUCUUUAUAACAUUUUUACUCAGUUUUUCUCAAUCAUAUUCUCUCAAACUGCCCAUUUUUUGUGGUAUUUUUCCGUCGUAAACCCGCAUUCCAAACAUAAACAUGGUUGCUUAAUUUUGAGUUACACAAGCCUAUUUCGUGAGGUCGGUAUUUUGAAUCUCAAGAGAAAGUGAUGGAGAAAUCAAAAUGGUACCAUUUUUUGUUCAA